AAUCGAACGAAUGCAAACGUUUAGAAAUUUUCUCGUUGUUUGUUUCAAAUCCAUUAAUUGUAUCGAAUGUUGUAAUCCUUUGCAAUUCCUGUCAUGAACUCAACUACUAAAAUAAAAGAAUCCUAAUAAAGGAAUUUCUGUUAUUGUAGAAUGAGUCAAGAAUCAGCCCACGGACAAGACAACAAUGAACACGUCAGUGUUCAUACUGAAGCAUCUAGUUUCACCCCUCCCGUCCAAAAUGAACCCGUCAAUGUUGGGAAUAACCCAAACGCUGGUGGUCAACUCGACCUUGUGAUUCCAGCUUUUCUCGCUAAUGUGUUGCAACAAAUAGCCAACGCGCCAAUGUUUCAACCACCUCCACCACCGCCACCUCGAGUGAUAACCUACAAAACGCUAAGAGAUAACGGUGCAGAUUUAUUUCUUGGGGAUCGCAUCGGUGAACCCCAGAUUGCGUGGGACUGGAUCGAGCAGACUUCCCGAGUGUUGGAAGAUCUCAAUGUACCCAUGGACAAUUAUCCCAGACUGGCUUCUCAAUUACUUCGAAAGGAAGCCUACGAAUGGUGGAAGAGGACGGAUGAGAGUGCGGGAACCCCUAAGUCGUGGACAUGGGCACAUUUCGAAUGGGCAUUCAAGCAAAAAUAUAUUCCGAAACGAUUUAGCGAGGAAAGACGUAAGGAAUUUGUUGAACUGGAACAGGGAGACAUGACACUCCUUGAAUAUCGUCAGAAGUUUACCAAACUCGCAAAGUUUGCACCAACCUUAGUAAAUACCCCAACCGAUCGCAUUGAGGAGUUCAGGAAGAAACUUCGACCUGACCUCAAGUCACGUGUAUCCAUUCUAACCACUGUAGAUUUCGCGGAAGCCUACGAUCUCAUUGCCAGGGCAGACAGCGACUUGAGUGCUUGCAUUGAGUAUCUGAAGACAAAUAAUGUCAGCUCAAGCACUCACCAUCCCACCGGCUCUGCCUCAAAAGGGAAAAGGCCCUUUCAAGAACCUAGCAAUUCACAUUUCUCUAAAAAGGGAAAAUCUGUACAAACUCAGCCGAUGGCAUCCGUUGAUAAGUCCAAAAAGCAGAGAACCCCGGUAUGCUGGACAGAAUUAAGUGAGCAAAAGCUUGAAGGACCUGAUCUCGUCCGCGAAACUGAAGAAAAGGUUCGUCUAAUUAGAGAACGACUGCAAGUAGCUUCUGAUCGACAAAAAUCUUAUGCCGAUUUAAAACGUCGGGAGAUCGAAUACAAUGUUGAUGACAAGGUGUUUCUGAAAGUCUCACCGUGGAAGAAAGUGUUACGGUUCGGCAGGAAGGGAAAACUAAGUCCAAGAUAUAUUGGACCCUAUCGAAUCACUGAACGUGUGGGUCCAGUAGCCUAUCGGUUAGAACUUCCACCAAACCUUAACAAGAUCCAUGACGUAUUCCAUGUAUCGAUGUUGAAAAGAUAUCGUUCCGAUCCAUCGCAUAUCUUGACCGAGGGAAUCGUAACUCUUGAUGAACAAUUAACUUAUGAGGAGGAACCUGUACAAAUUCUGGCACGAGAGGUCAAACAAUUGAGAAACAAAUCUGUACCUCUAGUCAAAGUACUAUGGAGGAAUCACUCGACUGAAGAGGCAACAUGGGAAACCGAAGAAUCAAUGAGGAUGCAAUAUCCAAACCUCUUCAAUCAAUGACUCAG
Molecule: messenger RNA, 1667 nt
Organism: Cuscuta campestris
Lineage: Eukaryota; Viridiplantae; Streptophyta; Magnoliopsida; Solanales; Convolvulaceae
Source: the annotation of a GenBank genome assembly